Molecule: messenger RNA, 1323 nt
Organism: Chiloscyllium plagiosum (whitespotted bambooshark)
Lineage: Eukaryota; Metazoa; Chordata; Chondrichthyes; Orectolobiformes; Hemiscylliidae
Gene: hacd1
Product: 3-hydroxyacyl-CoA dehydratase 1
Biological process (GO): dephosphorylation; very long-chain fatty acid biosynthetic process; sphingolipid biosynthetic process
Cellular component (GO): endoplasmic reticulum membrane
Molecular function (GO): 3-hydroxyacyl-CoA dehydratase activity
Source: RefSeq, a predicted model, not a curated record
CGUGGUCGGGCUUCAGCUGUUAGCUUGGACUUUCUUAAUUUAGUCACCCGGUGCCAUGGCGCCCAGCGAGGAGGAUGGCUCGAUGGAAGAGAAAGAAACCAAGAAGAAGCCUCUCAGCCCGUUUGCUACCGCUUGGCUCACAUUCUACAACAUUACCAUGACGGCCGGGUGGCUGGUACUAGCUGUGGCUAUGAUUCGAUUUUCUUACCAGAAAAGAACACACAAGGGACUAUAUAGGAGCAUACAAAAGACACUAAAAUUUUUCCAGACAUUUGCAUUGCUAGAGAUUAUCCACUGUGCUGUUGGAAUAGUGCGAACUUCGGUGCUUGUUACUGGGGUCCAAGUCAUGUCCAGAAUUUUCAUGGUGUGGUUUGUUAUCCAUAGUAUAAGACCGAUACAGAAUGAGGAAAGCGUCGUUCUUUUCUUGGUCACAUGGACAGUGACAGAGAUUACCCGAUAUUCCUUUUACACAUUCAAUCUGCUCAACCAUUUGCCUUACUUCAUUAAAUGGGCCAGAUACAACUUCUUCAUCAUCUUGUAUCCAAUUGGUGUGGUUGGUGAACUUCUUACAAUUUAUGGUGCCCUGCCUUUCGUAAAGAAAUCUGGCAUGUAUUCUCUGAGACUUCCAAAUAAGUUCAAUGUCUCUUUUGACUACUACACUUGUCUUAUCAUUGUAAUGAUAGCAUAUAUACCACUUUUUCCACAACUGUAUUUCCACAUGCUUCGUCAAAGAAGGAAGGUGCUUCAUGGAGAGGUGAUCAAAGAAAAAGAGGAUUAGAACAUUGAUGAAAUAUUGGUGCUUCUCUCAGGAUCGUUAUACUGUUCAAACCCCAUUUACACCAACAUUGUAAAUGAAGAUUCAAUCUGAAUUGACAGUUAACCUGAAUCAAAGGCAUUGCAUAAAUGCUAUGAAUUCCCCCAACUUUGAUCAAUUUGGAAUUAAAAUGAUCUAUAUUACCAUUCCAGACUGAUACAAAAGUUGCUUCAAUGUGUCCAAAUUAAAAUGCCUGGAAUGGAUUUGAAUUAUUAUCCACUGUCAUUAAUUGAUUCUUAUGUCAUGAUGGCAUGUCUGUGACAUUUCCUAUUUUGCACGCUUUGGUGUAAAUUCUUGCCCUUGAUACAUUUACCCAGAUUGUCUCCAUUAUAUAAAUGCUAAAUGUUUGAAACUCCAUUCAGAUCAAUGUUAUCCAAAUGGAAUCUGAAUUCUACGUGUAAAAGGGGAUGGAAAAUAAACAACCAAAACCUCAGUGCGACCUAUUCAAUGAUUCUGAGGUACGAGAAUCAUGGAACCAAAAUAAACAGCUCUGCAUAAAACAUGAUGAA